Molecule: messenger RNA, 2726 nt
Organism: Exophiala oligosperma
Lineage: Eukaryota; Fungi; Ascomycota; Eurotiomycetes; Chaetothyriales; Herpotrichiellaceae
Exons: 2
Coding region: 38-2689 (883 amino acids)
Source: RefSeq, a predicted model, not a curated record
GUUUCAGCAAGACAGGAAAUAUGCCAACGCCCUGACAAUGGAAAUCUCUGCUCCACAUCCUCUAGUGAGGCUUCCGCGCACUGCACGACCAGAUGCUGCGACUCAUGUUGGCCCAGUUUUCACAGUGCGUGACGGAUCAAAAAGAAGGAGGAAGGAAAUUUGUGCUGCGGUGGAUGGAAACUCUCUGAAUAUAUACGAAGCGCAAGAUGGAAAUAUCUUGACCUCAUAUCCGGUACCACCAAAUUCUUCCUUCUCCGGUCCGCCAUGCUCAAUCCGUGUUGCGGUAGAUGACAAGACACACCGAAAAUCCUAUUGUGCCAUAAAGCUGCAGUCCUUGCAGAUACAAUUAUUCGAAAGCCUUGAUGGUGAACAGCAGGAUGUCAAAUCUGUCAGAAGUCCUCAACUCGACGGACAGGAGCCUGUCCUGCUUGUUGAUGUCUUGCCGCUUUCCGGAAACCAAGUCCUAGUCGCCCAAGCCAAUGGUAACCUUACAAUAUUUUCUGCGGAUCUGGAUAGAAGAGUAGCCAGGAUAUCAUUGAAUACUAAAGAGCAUCCUUACCUCCAGGUUCUUGCGGUACAGCACCUCACGUCGGCGGAUGCAGAGAAGUCGGUCUUGAAGCAGCGAUCGGACCUGCUAGGUGAUAUCAAGGCUAAUACUUCUUACAUCGCUCUCGCAUACACCAAGGCUCUACCUGAUGAUGACGAUCGAAGACUGUUCUACGGUGUGUGGCCAGUCAACCUCACCGAAGGGGGAAAUCUGCUUCAAAUGGCCUCUGUUACGCCCUUGUUUGAACAUGAAAUCCUGCAGCAUGGCAACGCAAAGGAUAGGCGCUGCACCUUCGGCCACCAUGCUUCUCAUCUUUAUGUUAAGUCUGGAGCAACAUUUUCGACGUAUGAUCUCUCGAAGGUGAUACCUGCUUCUGUUUCUACCUUAAACACCGCUGUCAAUGGGAGCUAUGAAAUCAUGGCCAUCACACCGGCAUUCGCCAUUUUCUCUUUCCAAGAUUCUCUGCGGCUUUAUGACCUGAAAUAUCAAUCGAUACGACUGCAACAGAACACCUCCAGGACCAGUCUUAAACGAAAACGACACCGAAUGACUGCGGAAGGUCAAAUUGGCCCUGUGGAAUUCAUCACAUACCUGAGCCACUCAGCACGUGUCAUUGGAAGACGUCGCCAUCAUCUGGUCGCGAUCGAUGUAUCCUUAUCAACUGGUUCUAAGAAGGAGUUACAAGUCGGAAGUCAAUUGCUUCAGAAUAUUGGACUCGGCGUCAACCUUCAUGUCGAAGCAUGUCGCUUAGGUGGAAACUUUCCGAAACUUUCCAUCGGCUCAUCUGGCGACAAUGUAUUGUCAAGUAAGGGUUGGGCUCUCGUACGAAAGAGGCUCGAUGAAUUGUCAGAAGCAGGUGAUGUAAUGGGUUUCGAGGAGGCAUUCGCCACGGACCUCAUGUCGGGUUCGCUGCAGUCAUCCUUGCCUCAAACUAUGGUCGAAGAUCUCCCUUCAACUCGUCUGGCGAUCCCAGAUGUCAAAAUCAACUAUCUCCUAGCCAAGAUAUUCCACAUCGACUCGCUCCAAAGCGUCACCCAAGAUGGACACUCUGAUGCAAGGCUGAAGAUUCAGCUUCCCUCAUUCAAGUUGAUAAUCUGGCUUUCGAGAUUGGGUUUGCUCUCUCAUAUUGGAGUGAAGCGAGCCGUAUCAGCACAUAGCUCUAGAUCCGCGGAGCAUGUGAAACUUCAAUCUAUUGCAGGUGCACUUCUGGAGGUCGAUCCAAGCCUGAAGUUACUAAUUGAAUGCCUCGAGGCUGGAUUCAGUCCAUACGUCGACGAGCAAGCUACGGUAGCCCAGACGCUUCUGGCUCGAGCAUUGACCGUCGUAGCUGAUGCGGCUUCAGCUCCGAAAUCAGAUGCAACGAGUCCUGAAGGAGGUGGCAUACCGGAUAUGCAAAUACAGACAUUGGAGACAUCCACUUCCGAUCCAACGUGGUUGCCACCUCAGCUCCAGAAAGCAUUGAUUUUGUCAUUGAACAAGUUGGGUGCCGGCUCGACCCAAACAAUCACCAAGAGUCUGAGAUCCCUUUUCACCCAACGCGAGACAUUAGCUCUAAUCCAGUUUUUACGCCAACAGCUGUUUCAGGGUGGCCACACGCGAUCGUUCCAAAGCAUGCCUCCCAUAGAGACCGACAGCAAGGUCUCAGUCAUGCAGCUCAGCGCGAUUAUCAACAUCUUAACAAGUUGUGUAGAUGCUAUCGGGCCUCUGGGACUUAUCGGUGCUCUGGAAAACGAGGAUUUUGUUGGCAAUAUAAUUCCAGAUCUUGUGACUGAAAUUACACACGCCACCGAGAGCCUGGGGGAUGCCACCGAACUGCAAGGUAUACUCCGAGAGACGCUGAGGUACGAGGAAUCGAUACGAAAGCAUGAGAGUGCAGGUGGUCGUCUCCAAGUCAGUGGCCCAGCUGCCAGACUUACCCAACAGCCCGGAAAGAUAGUCACAUUAUACUCCGAAAACACCAAAGAAGACGAUGGCUUCCAGCUGCGUGGCGGACUCCCACUUGCCCUUCGAGCCGACAAUGUGAUCAGUCCGUACAAGGUCAGAAAAGGAGGUGGGCAGGUGUUGAAGCGGAGUGCUCGAGAAAUGAGCAUGUUGGAGAGCAUGAGUAAGGGGCAAUAUUCGUUUGAGCGUUUAGUUCUGUAGGUCAGCGGAGUGAGCAUGCAGAUGAAUCGAAUUGAAC